Messenger RNA from Anopheles darlingi, 4774 nucleotides. RefSeq names its product wee1-like protein kinase (gene Wee1). Lineage: Eukaryota; Metazoa; Arthropoda; Insecta; Diptera; Culicidae. The record is from RefSeq and is a predicted model, not a curated record. Bases 328 to 2217 code for a protein of 629 amino acids. Gene Ontology annotation, biological process: mitotic cell cycle; protein phosphorylation. Gene Ontology annotation, molecular function: ATP binding; magnesium ion binding; non-membrane spanning protein tyrosine kinase activity. Gene Ontology annotation, cellular component: nucleus. The transcript has 3 exons.
UUGAAAAAGUUGUUUGUUAAGCUUGGAAACUCUUCAGCAACUGUGUAACUAGCGAAAAGAACAAACGGUGAACACGAGUAAAGUGCAGUUCAGUGGGUUUCGGUUACUAUUUGCGCGAAAUCGAACGAAAAUCCCGUCAGUUUUGUGUGAAGCGAUUUCGACAGCGUGUGUGUGCGUGCGUGCGUGCGUGUGUCCUCAAAAGCGGCCCGCACCCCGGAAUUUCGCUUCGGUUUCUGGUCUUUUCCGUUAUGUUGUUUACCUGCGCCGGUGGAAUUUGUGAGCGAUAGUUGUUUCAGCAUAAAUAGGAGCGAGUGAAAAACGAUUUAAAUGGAGAUCCACACCGAAAGCAGCGGAAUCGAUUCGUCACCGGACAUGAAUUCCAGCCUCGAGAUCAACCCGUCGCCCGUGCGAUCGGUCGUGCAGCCACGCAAGCUUACGUUCUGCGAGCUGUCCCCGGACCAGGCGGGCAGUCCUCUUCCGCCAGCACCGAAGCAACCAUCGAUGUCGCCACCGUACCGGAAGGUUCGCGCUCUGCGCCUUUUCGAUACUCCGGCCACUCCGAAGACCAUCCUGCAGAAAUCCACGGACAACAACCUGUUCCGUCGACAGUUCGGUGCUUCCGGGGCGUCCGACAACUACGAUGUGCUGGCCAAACCGAUGGACGGCGGCAUGAUGGGCUUGUUGGCGGCCGAUAAACCCAAAUCCUUGCCGCUGCACCGACAACUGGACGGUGGACGGCCAGCCAACGUGAAUCCGUUCACACCACCGGCCAUGUUCAUGCGUACGAAGAAGCGUACCCGGCAGGAAGGUUGUGGCACGAGCCUGACGACACUGAACCAGAGCUUCCCGACCAUCUUUCCGAGCAAUCGAAUCAACAGCAAGAGCCAAAGCCGUUGGCCUCUAGCGGCCGGAUCGUUGACACCCUUCGCCAGCCGACCACCACCGGGAAACGACUCCACGAACCACACACUGAAGGCGUUCAAUCUGGUAGAGGACGAGUCCGGAGAGUACCGACAGGCACCGAAGCGACUGGCUUUGCAGGAUUCCAACAUCUCGCGCUACGAGAAGGAGUUCAUCGAGCUGGCGCUGCUCGGAACUGGCGAGUUCGGACAGGUCUAUCAGUGUCUCAACCGGCUGGACGGAUGUAUCUAUGCGAUCAAGAAGAGCAUUCGCCCGGUGGCCGGCAGUGCGUUCGAAAAGACGGCCCUAAACGAGGUGUACGCUCACGCCGUGCUGGGUAAGCACGAUAACGUUGUGCGAUACUAUUCGGCCUGGGCUGAGAACAAUCACAUGCUGAUUCAGAACGAGUACUGCAACGGAGGCAGUCUGCAAACGGUGCUGCAGGAGCGCAGCUUGAAGGAAUCGGAGCUACGCACAUUGCUGCUGCAUGUGGCCGAAGGAUUAAAGUACAUCCACUCGAACGAGCUCGUGCACAUGGACCUGAAGGCGGGCAACAUCUUCCUCUCGAAGACACCACUGCGGACAGCGGCUGGCUCUGCCGGAGGAUACGUAUCAUCGGCUACCACGACGGAUUAUGCGACCGACGAUGGGUUCGAGGAUGUAUACGAUGAUCUGGAGAACGAGUUCCUAGUUACGUACAAGAUCGGAGACCUGGGACACGUUACCUCCAUCAACGAUCCACAGGUGGAAGAGGGCGACUGCCGGUAUCUACCAGCCGAGAUUCUGCACGAGGACUUUUCUAAUCUGGCCAAGGCGGACAUAUUCUCGCUCGGCAUCACCCUCUACGAGGCCGGUGGUGGUGGCCCUUUGCCGAAGAAUGGAGACGAUUGGCAUCAACUUCGCAGUGGCCAGUUCCCCGAUUUGCCCGGCAUCGGACGUGACUUUAACGAUCUCAUCAAAAAGAUGAUGCACCCGAACCCCGAGAAACGACCCUCCUCGACUACCAUCUUCAAUCAUCCGGUUCUCUCCCCAAUCGACUCCAAGACGAAGGCGCAGCUGAGCCUAGAGCUAAGCAUGGAGCGGCAGAAGAACGAAGUGCUGAUGAGGAAGCUUAAGGAACAGGCAAAGCUGAUCAAAUCGCUGGAACAAGGUGGUAGCACACCAGGCUCGACACGCAAAUCGCGCACACAAGCGUCACUGCACGAAGUGACCACGUCCGAUCGCAAGCUACGAUCGUACUCGCGCAAAAAGCGAACCACGAAUCUACUGUCCGGUCGCCGGGGUAUCCGGGAUAAUAACAAAACCAAGGACUAUUAGUCAGCAGUCGUUCCUAGCAGACACCGGAGAACGUUGUGGCUCACCAGAGCUACUCUUCCAGCUCAUCUCUCUCUCCCCCUCUCUUCGAUCACAAUACCUUGGAUGUCUCUAAACCCCCCUCCCGCCGGUGUCUUAUGUGCCUUCUCGCUUUCUGCUUUCCCUCUGCCCGGUCAAAAGAGUGCGGAAAAGGAAAGCAACCGUGCCAUUGAUCAAUAGCCAAAAACUAAACAAAAAAGUCACAGUUAGUCUAGGGAACAAGUCACGUCAAGCAAACGAGGAAAGUCAUCGGAAUGUGAUCCAGAAGCAGAAACCAAAACCGACCAAAAAUGCAAUUGCACAGCUCAGGGAGGGUAUAUUGCUCGGGCGGUUCAAUUGUGAAUCGCGUAUCAAAAUCCAAAAUGAUUCGAUGAUUCGUAGAAGAAGCAGUACAGGGAGGACGAAGGAUGAUAUUCUUCGCAAGACGGAAAAAUGUUGAAAACACCGAAUGAAAAGAGGCGCAACGAACACGAAAGAAGCGGCCACAGGCGAAGAAAAAGAAUGAAAGAUUUCCCGUUCCAAACCGGAGGCGGGCAACGGUUUUCUAGGAGUUUUUUUUUAACAAUUUCAUUUUUAUUUGUCCCUUUAUUCGUAAAAUUAAAUUAUUUUCCCUUUUCUCUUUUUUGGUGUAUAGUUUUCUAAUGGUCGCUCCAUUACUUUCGGCGGGCACUCACUCUCCUUUCGCUUCGAAAUCUUUAUUUCUCUUAAUUUUUAUCUUAAUCAUGCACUCUUUCAUUCGCGUUAGUGUAUCGUAUUGUGUUUUGAAAAAAGAAAAAGAAUCCGGAUGCAACGAUGCUGGCAUAUAAGCUUUGCAGCCCUCCACAAAUUGGUCUCCGGCUCCAGCGAAAGAUAAUGUGCAGGUCUGGGAAGAAGCUGUGAACAGCUACUCUUGGAUCCAAUGCAUCCGUAGCUCUUACGUUCGUUCGGGAUGUUUCUCAUUUUACGAAUGUUUUGAUUAGCUUCGUUUUGGAACAGUUUACAAAUAGAAGGGUAUAGAACGGUGGUCUGUUGUAUUUGAUGAAAUGCCCGUAAUGAUACAUAAUUAUCUGAAAUUAAGUGAACAAAUUGAAAAAAGCUUGGGAAAGGUGAUAAGAACAAAGCGUCGAACAAAUAAUGGGAUUGGAAUCCGUCAGAGGAUGCAGAAGCGAAGCAGUGACGCAAAGAGCACCCGAUAGAAAAGAUUGAGAGAAUGUCAAGGAACUAAAACUGCAAAUUGGAUUAAAAGGAGAACAAUUCGGAGUGUAUCUUUAGUUAGUCCUUUAAAUAACAAAUUCGGCAUCAGCAGCUGUAGCAGUGGAGCAGUAGUGUCAGUAACAGGAAAUUAUGUGAUGAGAGCAGCAGUAAUGAUCAAUGGAGCGUUGGGAGUACAAGUAACGGAUGAGCGAAGAGAAAUGUAAGGCUGUAAACUUGCCCCUUGUGGAAACCGACAGUGAAGAAAGUGAGAUGAGGAACAUUAUGCGCCAUGAUCAUGGCUAAACCCAAUGUGAACGCAUUUAGUAUGUAGGAUACAGUGUAUGCAAAUAGAAUACCGAUAGCGGUUACUCAGCGUGAAGUGCUCCUUACUUCUUAUGAAUAGGGUUUUCUCUGCCCAGAUUUUCCUAUUGCCAGCUCUAUAUAACAUAUAUAAGAUAUAACGAUACAGGUAAUGCAGUGUAGUCUAUACUCCAUCGAAAAGAAACCAGUUGAUGGUUGCGAAACGAUGAAUGGCAGAAGCUACGAUCGACAACGACAACGACGACGCCACAUUCAUACACACACACUGACAGGAAGGAAGCGGAAGAAAUUUUGUGAUUUUAACAAUUAAGCCAAACACCGUCGAUGUCGAUGUGAACGCGAAUCGCGUCCUUAUUCUUCCCCGGUUCGCUUCGGAACUGGACUGAACGCACGAUACCACUACGCGGCACUAGUGUGCACUGGUAUCGGGGCGAAUUGGGUAACAGUAAGGACAACAUCCAUCCACUGGACAGAGUUCAUUCUAAUACGCAAGCGGAGCGGCGAGUCUCUAAUGACCGGUAAAGUGUUAGGGAUAAAUUACGACAAUACGAUGAAGAAGUGUAGCAUUCAAGGGUGUGUUGUGGCAGUGGUGCUUGUGCAGCGACUACAAUAAUUCAUAGUUACUGGUAGUUUGGCUUCUACUUUAUAUAAAACAUGAAAUAGUGGUUUAAAGUUUUCCUAGCAGUUUAGUGUCAUAUCCCUGUUUUAAAGGGAAAACCUGUUGUCUCACAGGCAGUUUACGGUUUCUUUCUCUGACGAUUUCACUCUUCCAUACAUCAUUCCUUUAUCGAUAAAACGAAGCCGAUAUUCCAGAUGCACAACUGCAUGGCCAUUACAAGUAAAGUACCCACCACCGCACUCAUGCUCAGUGCAACUGCCCGUCUUCUCAGCUGCGUCACGUAAAUAAGGUGGUAUGUUAGGUAGAAAUAAGCAAGAAAAAUGUAUACAACUGGUUAUCAAUGUAAUGAAGGAUGAAUAAAAUAUAUAUUACCCUGAAAAACCAACACGCGAACAAUGUUUGUCCUGG